AAAACAAGACGUGACGUUCGAAGCGAAAUCAUUUUGAUGUAAAAUAUCAGACAUAAACAUUUCCCUGCUGGCUGCUGGUCGCAUAAACCGUAGAAUAUUCCGGAAUUCCGUGUUUGGUGCAUUUGUGUUCUGUCCGGAAAGUGGUUUCAACUAAAAGUGUAACAAGUUGCUCGUAGAAUUUUCGGGAACUGUGUGAAAUUUAGUUUUCCCGUUCCAAGCAUGUCAUCUUCGCCAUUUUCACAUUCCGCCUUCUACCAGGGAACCAAAAAAGUGGCCCCUUUGAAAAUCCGCAAUCCGAGCAUCCAUCCCUCCCAGAUAAUGCCGACGCCGAGCGGAGUGCCGUUUAAUGUUUCAGAUAUGCCGUGGUCCUUCAACGGAAACAGGACUCCUGGCCAGCUAAUGGAGUUCAAUGCGGUGAUUAGACCGAGUCCUUUGUCGCAGAGUCCACCGUUUGGAAAGUUUCAACCGGCUUUGAGUCCAGUGGCCAUGUGUGAACUACGUAAGAGGAAAACCGAACUAGAACCGAUGCCAGUACCUCCGAAGCAGUUUCUCACGGAAGAAGCAAUGGCAUCGCACCUCAACAACAUGCACCUGUCGACAGAGUACACAUCACAUGGCGGUAGCACCAACUCCGGCGGCCUGUCCCCGUGCUCCUCGCUCGAUGACGACAUGUCCCUGGGGGAACCGGGACCGGGCUCGACUGCGGCAGCCGCGGCCGCUGCCGCCCGCCACGUCUACAUGUCUCCCCAGGAACUCGAGGAUCGGCUUCGCAAGGCGCAACGGAUUGCCGUCUGCGAAGAGGUUCGCAAGUUGGACAAUCGAGCGGAGAUCCUGCCGAAGGUCCUGCUCGAGCGAAUCGAAAAGCCGUGCACGGCCCUGGUGCUGUGGCAACCGCCGGCGACCCCGCUGGAACUGGCCACGAAGCUGGGCACGGUUCAGGAGCAAAAGGAAGAAGCCGAGCGCCGGACCACCGAAGAGAUGAUGGGUGAGGACGAACCGCUUCCGGAUUUGCCGGAGUAUGACGAUGAUCUCGACUUUGAAGUGAAUAAUAAUAACAACAACAACAACGCCGCGGUGGGCGAUUUCAACAGUAUGGACAUGGAAAUGUAGUUUAGAGUUGUGCACGAUUUCUUAUAGUGAAGAAUGAGAGGAAGGUAUGAAAUUUUUCAUGCACGAGUUUUUUUUAUAUAUAUGGAUGUUAGAAGGUAAGAUUUAAUUUGGUAAGCGAAAUCCAAUCGGUUAUGUUGAUACUUUUGAACGCGAACUUCGAAAAUAUAAAUGGUAAUAAGUUUUACGCGCAA
This is a messenger RNA of Culex quinquefasciatus (southern house mosquito), 1301 nucleotides long. RefSeq lists its product as uncharacterized. Bases 220 to 1110 code for a protein of 296 amino acids. NCBI's taxonomy places the organism in Eukaryota, Metazoa, Arthropoda, Insecta, Diptera, Culicidae. The transcript is spliced from 3 exons. The record is from RefSeq and is a predicted model, not a curated record.